Poecilia reticulata (guppy) is the source of this 3293-nucleotide messenger RNA. It is a transcript of the gene slc12a9, whose product is annotated as solute carrier family 12 member 9. The record is from RefSeq and is a predicted model, not a curated record. Gene Ontology annotation, biological process: chloride ion homeostasis; cell volume homeostasis; potassium ion homeostasis. Lineage: Eukaryota; Metazoa; Chordata; Actinopteri; Cyprinodontiformes; Poeciliidae. Gene Ontology annotation, cellular component: membrane. Gene Ontology annotation, molecular function: potassium:chloride symporter activity.
GAGCGAGGCGUGACCGUACAGAUGUGUUGUUAUUGGGCAGCACAUUUCACACAGCAUCCCGCUGUCCGGAGGUAACUCCGAGCCCCUUCCUUUCACCGGCCUGUCGUGGUCGCCUUCUGCCCGCCGGAGCGCCACCUCGACGCCGCCGAGCAGCGCGCGCACACCGGCAUCAGCGGCGGAGCCCCGAAAUAAGCAGCUAACAGCCAGGAAGUGGAUGAAGCUGAGCGCCAUGCCAAACGAACGCUCCCCUCUCAUCACCUCGGGGGUCUGUGGGCUAACCCUGACCGCAGCGACAUGCGGCGUGGCGUCGGACUCCCCCCAGGACACCAGCUCCGGGAAAGCAGCUCAGGACCCGCGCAGACUGAACACCUUCUUUGGCGUGAUGGUGCCGACCAUCCUCUCCAUGUUCAGCAUCAUAUUGUUUCUGAGGACAGGGUUUGUGGUGGGUCACGCGGGGUUGCUGCAGGGUCUUUUAAUGGUGGUCGUCGCCUACACCAUCAUAUCUCUCACAGUACUGUCAAUCUGUGCCAUUUCCACUAACGGAGCCAUUCAGGGCGGUGGAGCGUAUUACAUGAUCAGCCGCUCUUUGGGACCAGAGUUUGGCGGAAGCAUCGGUUUGAUGUUCUUUCUUGCCAAAGUGUUUGCGUGCGGYGAGUACGUCCUGGGUCUCGUGGAGGCCGUCCUAGAUGUUUUCGGAGCAGAUCCUGAGUCGCAUGUAUCCGGAGGGCUGCGGGUUCUCCCUCAGGGCUACUGGUACACAGUUCUGUACUCCUCUGUGGUGCUCCUGCUCUGUCUCCUCGUGUGCCUGGUGGGCGCCCACAUUUACUCCCGCACGGCCUUCGCCAUCCUGCUGGUGGUCACCGUGUCGCUGCUGUCCGUCUUCAUCAGCUCUGUGGCAGUCAAGCCGAGAGACUUUGUCAUCACCCACGUGGGCCCYGGCAACCAGACGAUCCGCUACAAUGCCAGCUACACGGGUUUCAGCGCCGCCACCCUGAGGAACAAUCUAGGCUCCGGUUACUCUUUGGACUACAGCACCAACUCCGUCAUGUCGUUUGCCACCGUGUUUGCUGUCAUGUUCACCAGCUGCACUGGGAUCAUGGCUGGAGCCAACAUGUCAGGUGAGCUGAAGACUCCGAGUAUUUCCAUCCCUAAAGGCACCAUCAUCGCCGUCUUCUACACCUUCACCGUCUACGUCCUCCUCUUCAUCUUGGUCAGCGCCACAUGCSACAGGACCCUCUUGAUUCAAGACUACGGCUUCCUGCARCGAAUUAACAUCUGGYCGCCAUUUGUCACGAUUGGGAUUUACUGCGCCUCUCUGUCAGCUGCAAUGUGCGCCAUGAUCGGAGCGUCCCGCAUUCUCCACGCUCUUGCUCUGGAUCAUCUCUUUGGGUUGCCGCUGGCCCCGGCAACGGUCACAUCUAACUCUGGGAACCCGUGGGUGGCGGUGCUGUACACCUGGGGCCUGGCACAGUGUGUGGUGUUUGCAGGGCAGCUGAAUGCUGUGGCGAGUCUCGUGACGGUCUUCUACCUACUUGCUUACGCCGCUGUAGAUCUGGCCUGUCUGGCUCUGGAGUGGGCAUCUGCACCAAACUUCAGACCAACCUUUCAGCUCUUCUCGUGGCACACCUGCCUGCUGGGGAUCCUCAGCUGUUUGGUCAUGAUGUUUGUCAUCAAYCCUGUGUAUUCGUCKGGCAGCAUCGUCCUGCUGCUACUGCUGCUGCUUUUCCUCCACUACAGGUCACCCACAAGCAGCUGGGGCUACAUCAGCCAGGCUCUCAUUUUUCACCAGGUGCGGAAGUAUCUGUUGAUGCUGGAUGUGAGGAAAGACCAUGUGAAGUUCUGGAGGCCCCAAGUCCUGCUGAUGGUGUCCAACCCGCGCUCCUCCUSCCAGCUCAUUCUGUUUGUGAACCAGCUGAAGAAGGGCGGACUGUACGUGUUGGGUCAUGUGCAGCUGGGAGAUCUGGACUCCCUGCCAUCGGACCCAGUCCAGACCCAGUACAACUUCUGGCUGAGUCUGGUUGAUAAAUUAGGUGUGAAGGCCUUUGUAGACCUCACUCUGUCUCCUUCAGUCAGACAGGGAACACAGCAUCUGCUGCGCAUCACAGGACUUGGUGGCAUGAAGCCCAACACCCUGAUUCUGGGUUUCUACGACAGCUGCACUCCGGACGAUUUCUUCCUGCAGGACUCUGCCUUCUGCCAUUCAUCUGUGGGAGAAGGCAGUGAGGAGGAAUAUAAUUUUGGGGUGGACCUGCCUUCGCUGCAAGCCCACUUCCCUCCCGUCCGACACGUCGAGAGCCCCCGGUGGCUGUCGCCGGACGAGUACGUCGGCAUUAUUUCCGACGCCAUUAAAAUGAAGAAAAACGUGUGCCUCGGCAGAUACUUCUUCCAGCUGCAGGGAGAAGGCAAAGAUAGCAAAGUGGACGGGUCGGAGCGGACGAUAGACGUGUGGCCUCUCAACCUGCUCCAGCCGGGCAACCAGGACUACCAGGACGUGUGCAGUCUGUUCCUGCUGCAGAUGGCCUGCGUGCUCAACAUGUCAAGCAAGUGGCGUCACGCAAGAAUGAGGAUCUUCUUGAAUGUGGAGACGGGCUCCUCUGACCAGGGCUGGGUGGUCAAUGAAGAGUCGUUUCGGGAGCUGCUGAGGAAGCUGAGAAUCAGGGCGUCCAUCAAGAUUGUGCCGUGGGACUCCGUGGUGCAGCACUAUGCUCUGCCGGAGGGGGAGCGCUGCGAAGAGCCAACGCCAGGUUUAUCCGACGACUUCCUGUCUGCAGUGAACCGCAUGUUGAUGGAGCACAGCUCUCAGGCUGCCGUGCGCUUCCUGUAUUUGCCUCGGCCCCCUGCUGCUCGAAACCAGUCACAGCACUACUUGUCUCAGCUGGAAGCAGUGACCAGAGGUUUAGGACCUACGCUGUUGAUUCAUGGGGUCACCCCGGUCACGUACACUGAUCUCUGAGCACGGUUCGCCUCAUUUGAUGAUGUAAAUAUCACAAUGUCUUAGUUCUCCGUUUACUUAAAGCUAAGUAGUACCAAUUCAGCAUCUACUAUUAUUUAAGAAUGUUAUUCUGCAGUAUUUAUUUGUUUUACCACCUGAAUUUUUCUUUUCUUUGCUCGGGGAAAAAGUCCACAUUCAAGUAGCACUUGAAGUUUAAUAGGAGACAUUCCUACUUUAUAUACUUGAAAUGGCUUUGUGCUUAAGCCAGCAUAUUUGUGGUCAUACGUUUUCUUGAUAGAACUUCUUUGCAAAACUGUGUCUCCAACGGACCACCGAGAGAAAUAAACAUGUCAAAACACAA